AUGGCUGGAAGGAAUGAUGCUGCGAUUGCUGCUGCCCUACAAGCUAUGGUUAAUGCAAUGGAGAAUCAGCCUAACCCUGCUGGAGAUGCUGGAACUCGCAGCUUGGCAACGUUUCAGCGAGAGAAGCCGCCUACCUUCAAGGGUAAACAUGAUCCUGAUGGUGCACUGGACUGGUUGAAAGAAAUUGAGCGGAUCUUUCGUGUGAUGGAUUGCACACCAGAUCAGAAGGUUCGUUAUGGGACUCAUAUGCUGGAAGUCGAAGCUGAUGACUGGUGGCUAGAGACUCGUCCAAUAUUGGAAGCUGCAGGUGAAGAGAUUACUUGGGAUGUGUUACGUAGGGAGUUCCUGAGGAAGUACUAUCCGGAAAGUGUUCGUGGAAAGAAGGAGAUUGAGUACCUUGAGCUGAAGCAAGGGAAUAUGUCGAUUACUGAAUAUGCUGCAAAGUUCAAGGAAUUGAACGGGUUGAAGUCUGACAUCAAGAAAGCAAUUGGAUAUCAGAGAAUCCGCAACUUGGAUUUGUUGGUUGAAAGCUGUAGGAUUUAUGAAGAAGACAGCACUGCUCAUUAUAAGCUGAUGAAUGAGAGGAGAGGUAAGUCACAUCAGAAUCGUGGCAAGCCUUAUGAUCCUCCAGCUGGUAGAGGAAAACUGAGACCAAAUGAUAACAAAAGGACUAGUAGGGGAGAUGCUCCUGUUGGUAUUGUUUGUCAUAAUUGUGGAAAACCUGGUCACAAGAGUAAUGUGUGUAGAACUGGUGUUGUGAAAUGUUACCGAUGCGGUGAACCAGGACAUAUUGCUACUGAUUGCAAGCGUAAGGGAGUGGUUUGUUUCAAUUGUGGUGAAGAAGGACAUACGCGUGACAAAUGCCAAAAGCCGAAGAAGAAUCAUACCAGUGGGACAGUGUUUGGUUUAGCUGGAAGUCAAGCUUCCAGUGAUGACAAACUCAUUCAAGGUACUUGUUUCAUUAAUAGAAUUCCUUUACUUGCUAUUGUUGAUACUGGGGCUUCACACUGCUUUAUUGCCGCUGAUUGUGUUGAACGUUUGGGUCUUGUGUUAUCUAAUAUGAAUGGGGAGAUGGUAGUUGAGACUCCAGCUAAGGGAUCAGUGACUACAUCUCUUGUAUGCUUGAAAUGUCCUUUGUCAAUAUUUGAUAGAGAUUUUCUUAUUGACUUAGUCUGUUUGCCUUUAAGUGGAAUGGAUGUAAUCCUCGGUAUGAACUGGUUAGAAUAUAACCGCGUUCAUAUUAACUGUUUUGAUAAGUCAGUGAGAUUUUCUACUCUUGAAGAGGAGGGAGACGGUUUGCUAUCUAAGAAACAGAUGAGGCGGCUGUUACUUGAGGAUGCUCAAGUAUUUGCCUUGGUAGCAUCAUUAUCCGUCGAGAAUCAAGCGAUAAUUGAUGAAUUGCAAGUUGUUUGUGAAUUUCCUGAAGUGUUUCCAGAUGAAAUUCCUGAAGUUCCUCCGGAACGAGAAGUUGAAUUUUCUAUUGACCUUCUGGUUAGUGCUCGAAUAUUUAGUAAGAUUGAUUUGAGGUCGGGUUAUCAUCAGAUCAAAGUAAAAGAUGAUGAUGUUCAGAAGACAGCGUUCAGGACUAGAUAUGGACACUAUGAGUAUACUGUAAUGCCUUUUGGUGUUACUAAUGCGCCGGGAGUCUUUAUGGAAUAUAUGAAUCGUAUAUUUCAUGAAUAUUUGGAUCGGUUCGUGGUAGUAUUUAUUGAUGAUAUCUUAAUUUAUUCUAAGUCGAAGGAAGAACACGUUGAGCACUUGAGAUUAGUAUUGCAAGUCUUGAAAGAAAGGAAGUUGUAUGCAAAACUGUCGAAGUGUGAUUUCUGGUUGGAGGAAGUUAGCUUUCUUGGUCAUGUUAUAUCAGGUGAUGGAAUUGCUGUAGAUCCAUCUAAAGUUGAUGUUGUGUUGCAAUGGGAAACUCCGAAGUCGGCAACUGAGAUUAGAAGCUUUUUGGGACUUGCUGGUUAUUACAGAAGGUUUAUUGAAGGUUUUUCUAAGUUGGCUCUUCCAUUGACUAAAUUGACUUGUAAAGGUAAAACUUUUGUAUGGGAUGCUCAAUGCGAAGAAGGUUUUAUAGAGUUGAAGAAGAGAUUGACAUCUGCUCCAGUGUUGACAUUGCCUAAUCCAGAAGAACCGUUUGUUGUAUACUGUGAUGCUUCUAAGUUUGGUUUAGGGGGUGUAUUGAUGCAGAAUAAUAAAGUAGUUGCUUAUGCGUCGAGGCAGUUGAGAAUACAUGAGAAGAAUUAUCCUACGCAUGAUUUGGAACUUGCUGCAGUUGUGUUUGCCCUAAAGAUUUGGAGACAUUAUCUGUAUGGCUCAAGAUUCGAAGUGUUCAGUGACCAUAAAAGAAAAGCGAAUGUUGUAGCUGAUGCCUUAAGUCGAAAGACUUUGCAUAUGUCAGCAAUGAUGGCUAAUGAGUUGGACUUGAUUGAGCAAUUUAGAGAUAUGAGCUUAGUAUGCGAAGUGACAUCGAAGAGUGUGAAGUUGGGUAUGUUGAAGAUUAAUAAUGAUUUUCUGGACAGCAUUAGAGAAGCUCAGAAGCAUGAUGUGAAAUUAGUAGAUUUGAUGCCUGGAGUUGAUCAUUUAGAGAGUGAUGAUUAUCAGUUGGAUGCGCAAGGCGUGCUGAGAUUUCGUGGUCGUAUUUGUAUUCCUGAUAAUGCAGAUAUGAAGAAGGCAAUUCUUGAAGAGAGUCACAGAAAAAUUGUUCGGGAGACUACUGAGAAGGUGAAGCUAAUUCGAGAAAAGAUGAAAGCGUCUCAGAGUAGACAGAAAAGUUAUCAUGAUAAGCGCAGAAAGGAUUUGGAAUUUGAAGCUGGUGAUCAUGUGUUUUUAAGAGUCACACCUGUGACAGGAGUUGGUAGAGCUUUGAAGUCUAAGAAGCUUACUCCUCGCUUUAUUGGCCCGUAUCAGAUAUUGGAAAGAGUUGGAAAGGUUGCUUAUCGGGUGGCGCUGCCGCCUAAUUUGUCGAAUCUGCACGAUGUAUUCCAUGUAUCGCAACUCCGGAAGUAUAUUUCAGAUCCGUCGCAUGUCAUUCCUAUGGACGAUGUGCAAGUACGUGACAAUCUUACCGUGGAAACGAUGCCUGUGAGAAUUGAAGAUCGGGAAGUAAAGACGUUGAGAGGAAAAGAGAUUGCUUUGGUUAAAGUAGUCUGGUUAGGAGCUGCCGGAGAAAGCUUGACGUGGGAAUUGGAAAGCAAGAUGCGGGAUUCUUACCCCGAGCUAUUUGAUCGAGGUAAUUUCGAGGACGAAAUUCUUUUAAGUAGGGGAGAGUUGUAA
Molecule: messenger RNA, 3276 nt
Organism: Vicia villosa (hairy vetch)
Lineage: Eukaryota; Viridiplantae; Streptophyta; Magnoliopsida; Fabales; Fabaceae
Exons: 5
Coding region: 1-3276 (1091 amino acids)
Molecular function (GO): nucleic acid binding; zinc ion binding
Source: RefSeq, a predicted model, not a curated record